This is a messenger RNA of Nanorana parkeri, 2463 nucleotides long. RefSeq names its product solute carrier family 6 member 7 (gene SLC6A7). The record is from RefSeq and is a predicted model, not a curated record. Lineage: Eukaryota; Metazoa; Chordata; Amphibia; Anura; Dicroglossidae. Gene Ontology annotation, molecular function: L-proline transmembrane transporter activity. Gene Ontology annotation, biological process: sodium ion transmembrane transport. The transcript has 14 exons. Gene Ontology annotation, cellular component: membrane. Bases 237 to 2141 code for a protein of 634 amino acids.
CCUUGUUCCAAUCUGUCUGCUGCGCUCAUCUCUUAAGAGGGGUUAACAGUGGAGAAGACUCAUCCCCAUUCUGUGCCAAUCACCUGAGUGUGAGAGAUACACAGAGAGAGAGAGAGAGAGAUAGAGGGAGAGCGGGCGAGCAAGAACAUCUCUCCAGCAAGCUGGCCUCAUCUUCCAGCUGUGGGCACAGAAUCUGACGGAGCGAAACGGAGACUGGGAAAGCCCCGAGCAACACGAUGAAGAGGUACCAAGAACAUCAUCUGCAGCAGCCCAUCACUCCUGACCUUUUGAUGACCCCCAGUGAUCGUGAUGAUGCAGAGCUGGACAUAGAAUACCCUGAAGAGAGAGGGAACUGGACAGGAAAGUUGGAUUUCCUACUAUCGUGUAUUGGAUACUGUGUUGGCUUGGGAAAUGUCUGGAGGUUUCCAUAUAGAGCAUACACAAAUGGAGGAGGGGCUUUCCUUAUUCCAUACUUCAUCAUGUUAGCCAUCUGUGGAAUUCCCCUCUUCUUCAUGGAACUGUCCUUGGGUCAGUUCUCUAGCCUGGGGCCCUUAGCUGUGUGGAAAAUAAGUCCACUUUUUAAAGGUGUUGGGAUGGGCAUGCUUUUCAUUGUGGCCCUAGUGGCCAUCUACUAUAACAUGAUAAUAGCCUACGUGUUAUUCUACCUCUUCGCCUCUCUGACCACCAGCUUGCCCUGGAAGCAUUGUGGCAACUGGUGGAACACUGAGCUCUGCCUUGACCAUCAUGUGAUGCGGUCCAGCAACUCUGCACUUCCAAUAAACAUCAGCAGCACUGUUAGCCCCAGCGAGGAGUAUUGGAGUCGCUACGUUCUUCACAUCCAAGGGAGUACUGGAAUUGGGGAUCCGGGACAGAUUCGAUGGAAACUGUGUCUGUGUCUUCUCCUGGCCUGGACUAUUGUCUAUCUAUGCAUCCUAAAGGGAGUGAAGUCUUCUGGCAAGGUAGUAUAUUUCACAGCUACAUUCCCUUACUUGAUACUCAUCAUGCUUCUAGUUCGAGGUGUUACAUUGGAAGGAGCCUGGAUCGGGAUUAAGUUCUACCUAACACCACAAUUUGAUCACUUACUGUCAUCGAAGGUAUGGAUUGAAGCUGCACUUCAGAUCUUUUACUCACUUGGAGUUGGAUUUGGUGGCCUACUAACUUUUGCAUCGUACAACACUUUCCAUCAAAACAUUUACAGGGACACAUUUAUUGUUACUCUUGGAAAUGCUUUUACCAGCAUACUAGCAGGGUUUGCCAUCUUUUCCGUGUUGGGCUACAUGUCACAGGAGCUGGGAGUUCCAGUUGAUCAAGUGGCUAAAGCAGGUCCUGGACUGGCCUUUGUGGUAUAUCCACAAGCCAUGACAAUGCUUCCUCUGUCUCCUUUCUGGUCAUUCCUUUUCUUCUUCAUGCUUUUGACUCUGGGAUUAGACAGUCAGUUUGCCUUCAUGGAGACCAUUGUGACGGCCAUCACAGACGAGUUUCCCUAUUACCUCAGACCAAAGAAAGCUUUUUUCUCUUUUAUCAUCUGUGUUGUGCUGUUUCUGCUAGGGUUGAUCCUCACCACUGAUGGUGGAAUGUAUUGGCUGGUCUUUUUGGAUGACUACAGUGCUGGAUUUGGCCUCCUGGUGAUAGUGAUCACAUUCUGUCUUGUGGUUUCAAGAAUAUAUGGAAUAAAGUAUUUUUGCCGAGAUAUACAAAUGAUGCUUGGAUUCAAACCAGGAAUCUAUUUUAAAGCUUGCUGGGCAUUUUUAACACCGGUUACAUUAUUGGGCUUAUUGGGUUACUGCUUAUUGAAGUAUCAACCCUCCCAGUAUGGCAGCUACCAGUUCCCUUUCUGGUCAGAAGCAUUAGGCAUUCUCAUGGGUCUUCUCUCUUGCAUGAUGGUGCCAAUUGGGAUGCUGGUUGCUAUAUUAAAAGAAGAAGGGACACUUUGGGAGAGAAUACGCCAAGCCAGCCGACCUGCCAUGGAUUGGGGUCCAUCAAUGGAAGAAGACAGGACAGGCAUGUAUGUUAAUACCCUUGCAGGCAGCCAAUCCCCAAAACCAUUAAUGGUUCACAUGCGAAAAUAUGGAGGAAUCACAAGUUAUGAAAAUACAGCUAUUGAGGUGGACAAAGAAAUAGAGGAGGAGUCCAUGAUGUGAUGUUAAAGAAGAAAGCAGAAGGAACUGUGAAGAAUACAUAGACCUCCUUUCCUCCGGGGGGCUUAUACAUGCUUCCCUGGCACAAGGCCCAGCUGUUCUCAAUCUUGUGUCCAACCCUGCCCCUCUGAAUGGAGGUUCUAGAUUAUGAAACGCUAUCAGUUGAUAGUUCUAUGAGUGGAACUAUGUACAGAACUGUCGUUGUUAAUGUUUUGUUAAGGUAAUGUCACUGAGACCCUGUCUUGUCUCUGUGCUUUGAUAAAUCCAUACUUCCUUGUGUAUUUUCCAAGGGUUUGUUUCUACAGUGGUUGAUAUAAAGAUUAUG